AUGUCUCAACUCUACAGAGACAUCGUGUUUGCAGCCCCAAAUGCAAGACUUGGGCUUCCCGAGGUUAAUGUCGGCCUCUACGCUGGAGCUGGUGGUCUUUCUCGGAUUGUGAGAUCCGCUGGAACACAAAUUGCGUCCGAGGUGGCACUUACUGGCCAUCAUAUAUCAGUCCGGGAGGCAUUUUCCUGGGGAUUGAUCAACAAGAUUUCAAAGAGCGAUGAAUCUGUGGUUCCUGAGGCCAUCGAGACUGCAGUUUUAAUCGCUAGUAAAUCCCCCGAUGCCGUUAUUGUCAGUCGGGCAGGCUUAAGACAAUCAUUGGAAAGUGGUAGUGUCGAGCGAGCUACGCAGAUUACAGAGCAACAAUGCCUUCAGUCUUUAAAGAUGGGUGAAAACUUCAAAAUUGGAUUGAAAGCAUUUUCCGAGAAAAGGGUUCCUCAGUGGGUUCCCUCUCGCUUAUAG
This is a messenger RNA of Penicillium arizonense, 459 nucleotides long. Its product is annotated as enoyl-CoA hydratase/isomerase family protein. Gene Ontology annotation, cellular component: mitochondrion. NCBI's taxonomy places the organism in Eukaryota, Fungi, Ascomycota, Eurotiomycetes, Eurotiales, Aspergillaceae. The record is from RefSeq and is a predicted model, not a curated record. Gene Ontology annotation, biological process: fatty acid beta-oxidation. The coding region runs from base 1 to 459 and encodes 152 amino acids. The transcript is spliced from 2 exons. Gene Ontology annotation, molecular function: enoyl-CoA hydratase activity.